Cololabis saira (Pacific saury) is the source of this 1197-nucleotide messenger RNA. Its product is annotated as dynein heavy chain-like. Lineage: Eukaryota; Metazoa; Chordata; Actinopteri; Beloniformes; Belonidae. The annotation marks the transcript as partial. The transcript has 2 exons. The record is from RefSeq and is a predicted model, not a curated record.
ACUACAGUCCUACAGUACUCCAGUACUCCAGUCCUCCAGUACUCCAGUCCUCCAGUCCUACAGUACUCCAGUCCUACAGUACUCCAGUACUCCAGUACUCCAGUACUCCAGUACUCCAGUACUCCAGUACUCCAGUACUCCAGUACUACAGUCCUACAGUACUCCAGUACUCCAGUCCUACAGUCCUCCAGUACUCCAGUACUCCAGUACUCCAGUACUCCAGUCCUCCAGUACUACAGUACUCCAGUACUCCAGUACUCCAGUACUCCAGUACUCCAGUACUCCAGUACUCCAGUCCUCCAGUACUACAGUACUCCAGUCCUACAGUCCUACAGUCCUACAGUCCUCCAGUCCUACAGUACUCCAGUACUCCAGUACUACAGUACUACAGUACUCCAGUACUCCAGUACUCCAGUCCUCCAGUACUACAGUACUCCAGUCCUACAGUACUCCAGUCCUACAGUACUCCAGUCCUACAGUACUCCAGUCCUACAGUACUCCAGUACUCCAGUACUACAGUACUCCAGUACUCCAGUACUCCAGUCCUCCAGUACUACAGUACUCCAGUCCUACAGUACUCCAGUCCUACAGUACUCCAGUCCUACAGUACUCCAGUACUCCAGUACUACAGUACUCCAGUACUCCAGUACUCCAGUCCUCCAGUCCUACAGUACUCCAGUCCUGCAGUACUCCAGUCCUACAGUCCUCCAGUACUCCAGUACUACAGUACUCCAGUACUCCAGUACUCCAGUCCUCCAGUCCUACAGUACUCCAGUCCUGCAGUACUCCAGUCCUACAGUCCUCCAGUCCUACAGUACUCCAGUCCUACAGUACUCCAGUACUCCAGUACUCCAGUACUCCAGUACUCCAGUCCUACAGUACUCCAGUACUCCAGUACUACAGUACUACAGUACUCCAGUACUCCAGUCCUCCAGUCCUACAGUACUCCAGUCCUACAGUACUCCAGUCCUACAGUACUACAGUACUCCAGUACUCCAGUACUCCAGUACUCCAGUACUCCAGUACUCCAGUACUCCAGUACUCCAGUACUCCAGUCCUACAGUACUCCAGUACUCCAGUACUCCAGUACUCCAGUACUCCAGUACUCCAGUACUCCAGUACUCCAGUACUCCAGUACUCCAGUACUCCAGUACUCCAGUCCUACAGUACUCCAGUAGCUCCCAGGGCGGCUUUUAA